AUGUUGCACAGUAGUCACCAUCUUCAACACAAUUUCUCCAUCUUUUUUUAUUUAUUAUUUUCUUCUUCAAGACUGAUUCUUGGAAAGUCAAAAGAGUGGCAGCACAAUGGGAAGCAGAGGACACACGCUCAUGGAGGUUGGACCUGAUGGGGUUGCCGUCAUCACCAUUGUCAACCCUCCUGUUAAUUCUCUCUCCUAUGAUGUGUUACGCAGUUUUAAGCAGAAUUUUGAUGAGGCUCUAAGCAGAGACGAUGUCAAGGCAUUUGUUGUUACUGGUGCAAAGGGAAAAUUUUCUGGAGGCUUUGAUAUAUCUGCAUUUGGUGAUAACGAGUCGAUAGAGCGUCCAAAACCUGGUUGGCUAUCGGUAGAAAUCAUCACUGAUACCAUAGAAGCGGCUAGGAAGCCAUUGGUUGCUGCCAUUGAUGGCCUUGCCUUGGGUGGGGGCUUAGAAAUUGCAAUGGCGUGCAAUGCUCGGUUAUCAACCCCGACUGCUCAGCUUGGUUUGCCUGAACUUCAGCUUGGAAUAAUUCCUGGACUUGGAGGAACACAGCGACUUCCUCGUCUUGUUGGUUUGGCAAAGGCACUUGAAAUGAUGCUGACUUCUAAACCAGUUAAAGGGAAGGAAGCUUUUAGUUUGGGGCUUGUAGAUGGAUUGACGUCGCCUGAUGAUCUGGUGAAAGCUGCACGACAGUGGGCCUUGGAUAUUGUAGGCCAUCGGCGACCAUGGAUCGCUAGUCUUUAUAAGACUGACAAAUUAGAACCCCUUGGAGAAGCAUUGGAGAUUUUGAAAUUUGCUCGAGCUCAGGCUCGGAAACGGGCUCCGAACCUCCAGCAUCCUUUGGUUUGCAUUGAUGUUAUUGAAGCAGGAGUAGUUGCUGGUCCCCGUGCAGGACUCUGGAAGGAAGCUGAAGCAUCUGAAAUACUUUCAAAGUCAGAUACCUGCAAAAGCUUAGUUCACAUAUUCUUUUCUCUAAGAGGAACGUCCAAGAUACCUGGGGUUACGGAUCUUGGUCUGGUUCCAAGAAACGUUAAGAAGGUUGCCGUCCUUGGUGGAGGACUAAUGGGCUCUGGAAUAGCAACGGCUUUAAUUCUUAGCAGCUAUCCUGUCAUCUUGAAAGAAGUAAAUGAAAAGUUCUUAGAUGCUGGUAUCAAUAGGAUUAAAGCAAACUUACAGAGCCGUGUUAGGAAAGGCAAAUUGACCCAGGAAAAUUUUGAAAAGGCAGUCUCUCUUCUAGAAGGUACCCUUGAUUAUGGAAGCUUCGGAGAUGUGGACAUGGUCAUAGAGGCUGUUAUUGAGAAUGUUUCCUUAAAGCAGCAGAUCUUUGCUGAUCUUGAAAAGUAUUGUCCACCUCAUUGUAUACUUGCUAGUAACACUUCCACAAUCGACCUGAACCUGAUUGGAGAGAAAACCAAGUCUAAGGAUCGAAUUGUUGGAGCUCAUUUUUUCAGUCCUGCACAUGUUAUGCCGCUUCUGGAAAUUGUGCGUACCAACAAGACAUCUCCUCAAGUGAUAGUUGACGUGUUAUAUAUUUCCAAGAAGAUAAAGAAAACACCAGUGGUGGUUGGAAACUGCACAGGAUUUGCUGUUAACAGGAUGUUCUUCCCGUAUACCCAAGCAGGUCUCUUGCUCGUUGAACGUGGUGCAGAUGUUUAUCAAAUUGAUAAAGUAAUAAGCAAUUUUGGAAUGCCCAUGGGGCCUUUUAGAUUGGUUGACCUUGUUGGGUUUGGUGUGGCGAUUGCUACUGGUAUGCAAUUCAUUGAGAAUUUUCCUGAGAGAACUUAUAAAUCAAUGCUCAUUCCCCUUCUGCAAGAAGAUAAGAGAGCUGGUGAAACAACUAGGAAAGGGUUUUAUUUGUAUGAUGAUAAACGCAAGGCUAGUCCUGAUACUGAAUUGAAAAACUAUAUUGAGAAGGCUAGGAGCAUUACUGGUGUCUCCCUUGAUCCUAAGCUUGUAAAGAUACAAGAAAAGGAAAUCAUUGAGAUGAUAUUCUUUCCUGUGGUGAACGAAGCUUGUCGGGUCCUUGGCGAAGGUAUUGCAGUCAAAGCCGCUGAUCUCGAUAUUGCCUCUGUCAUGGGCAUGGGUUUUCCACCUUACAGGGGAGGUAUCAUAUUCUGGGCUGACAGUCAUGGAUCCAAGUACAUAUAUUCAAAAUUGGAGAAAUGGUCAGAAUUGUAUGGAGAAUUCUUCAAGCCUUGUGCCUACUUGGCUGCAAGAGCUGCCAGAGGAAUUCCUCUGAGUGCCACAGUGGAGCAGGCAAAUUCGCGGUUGUAGGAAAUGAAAUAGUUCAAUACGUGUUUGCUUGAUGGAACGUUUUUCAAACGGUAGGAAUAUAGUGAUGACUUGAGAAACAGCUUAAUUUAUGAUGAGAAAAUAUAUAAACAGCUUAAUUGUUUGGUCAAGAUAAGUGUGUUUGUUUGUGACAGCUGAAAUAAAUAAAUUUUGUUUAUUAUUUUAGAA
Messenger RNA from Vigna angularis (adzuki bean), 2458 nucleotides. Its product is annotated as peroxisomal fatty acid beta-oxidation multifunctional protein MFP2. Bases 107 to 2272 code for a protein of 721 amino acids. Gene Ontology annotation, biological process: fatty acid beta-oxidation. Gene Ontology annotation, cellular component: peroxisome. Lineage: Eukaryota; Viridiplantae; Streptophyta; Magnoliopsida; Fabales; Fabaceae. The transcript has 18 exons. The record is from RefSeq and is a predicted model, not a curated record. Gene Ontology annotation, molecular function: NAD+ binding; (3S)-3-hydroxyacyl-CoA dehydrogenase (NAD+) activity.